AUGUCUGACGAUCCUCGCUACAUCUGCGCUGAGUGCGGCCACGAGUGCUCCCUCUCCCAGUCCAACAAGAUUCAGUGCACCGAGUGCGGCUACCGCGUCCUCUACAAGAAGCGCACCAAGAACAUCAUCCAGUUUGAGGCUCGCUAA
This is a messenger RNA of Fonticula alba, 147 nucleotides long. RefSeq lists its product as hypothetical. The coding region runs from base 1 to 147 and encodes 48 amino acids. The transcript is spliced from 3 exons. Gene Ontology annotation, biological process: DNA-templated transcription. The record is from RefSeq and is a predicted model, not a curated record. Gene Ontology annotation, molecular function: DNA binding; zinc ion binding; DNA-directed RNA polymerase activity. Lineage: Eukaryota; Rotosphaerida; Fonticulaceae. Gene Ontology annotation, cellular component: RNA polymerase II, core complex; RNA polymerase I complex; RNA polymerase III complex.